AUGACUCGCUUCUCUGAAGUUUCGCGUCGUUUUUACGUUUUACAUUCAGUUGUUCCGUUCGAAGAAGAUACAACACAUGAAUUUAAAGGUCACAGGAAUAUUUCAAUAGAGGAAAUCCCGCAUUGGUGUUUUAUUCCUGGGACAGACAGGCGAUCCAGAAAAGCUGUCUCAAGGUGAGCUAAGAUUUUUAGCGUUCAGGAAAAAUGACUGGGGUUUUAAUAUUGCUAUUUCUGACAUUUUAAACUUUGAAGAGAUAACUAUUAAAAUUGGAGAAAAAAAAUGUAGCUGCCGUAUGCACACGUGAUCAUUCGGUAGAAGACAAUUUGCAAGUAGAUGGGAAAUAUGGACUGUCACGUGAUCGUCAAACACAAUGAAAGUUCAAGCACGUUAUUCCAAACUUGCCGCGGUACUACUUUCCUUUUAUAUUUAUGAUAAUAAUCCCGCUUUGCCUCGAUUGCACUUGCAAAAGUUUCAAUUUUUUAAAAAAAGAUAAUUUCACCUUGAAACGAGGCAUCGAGGAUCAAUUACCAUAAAGACAAAACAAUAACAAAAUUUGCCGUCAUUUACCAAAGAUCAAUAGGACUGAGUCAAACAAGCUGGGUUAGGAAAGAGCAAAAAACAACAACAACAACAACAACAACAAAAACAUGUAAAGUUGACCCAAAAAAUUCCAAUAAAAAUCUUGUUCUUGAACAUACAUGCACUAUACUUCCAUCCAACUACCUGGUAGUCAUGCAGAAGCUUAGUUCAUGUACUUCUUCAUUUAAACUCAUCGCUAAUGAUGAGCUUGGGAGCAGGUGCCUUAAAGAUUAGUAGGAGGCCAAAUGCAAUAAGCAGAGAGGAGGUAUCCAUGGCAACCCUGGAAGCGGGAACCACCCCAACAGCGGCCACUAACCGGCACCCUCACAUUGUACAGAUGUGUGUACCUAAGAGAAUACUAACCUGAGAAAAUACUUACAAAACCUGCACCAGGCAGGGAAGGAGGAGAAGCAGCAAGAAUCCACAAUGAUUCGCAAGAAGGCAAAAUUUGAUCCGCUACGAUCAGCAAGCAAAGCUACAAUGCAAAGCAACACUAGCAAAAGGGCACACAAGGAGCCCUGCAAUUCCCCGUAGGUCACAUACUGAAGUGGGAGAAGACGUACCGCUGACCAACUCGCUUGAGUUUAACUUUGCCUAAAUGAUAUUUAGCCACGUGUAUUUCCUUGUGUCACAGUUCUCCUUUAUAGAAGGCAUUGGCAAUUCCAUGGGAAGUGAAAGUCUUGUAAAAUCUGAAGCAUUUGUUAUAUGAAACCAAUCUGUAAAUUUCCACCAGAGUAGCUCUAGGGAGUGUCAAAGAACAAUAAAUCACUUUUUUGGGGUGGGAAGGGUAAGGGGGGUCACACUGUAUUUUGGGAAAUUUAUUGGAAUGUCGUUUGAUGAGGAAAUCAUUCAUUGAUGGAAAAUUGCAUUGUAUCUGUUCUCUUUUGGUAGAAACAUUAAUGGUUUUCUGAACACUGGCAAAGGUGGCACAAUAUAUCUUGGGAUUGUGGAUAAUGGUAGCAUCAAGGGGUUAAACUUGACACUUUACCAGGUAAAAUAUUGACUUACAUAUUGGACAAGGUAUUACAGGUCAAAAUUAUAUUCAGGUUAAAAUAAACUAGAUUGAAUCUCAAUUUCCUUUUUCCCCUAGCCCUAAUUCAUGGAUAGUUAGGUCUAGGAGACCAAGGAAAUUGAGAAUACAGUGUAAAUGUAGGGUAAAAAAAAUCUGUCUGAAUUAUUUAAUUUUGACCUGUGACAUAGACAAUGUAUAUCAUGCCAUCAUCAUCAGAUCCCCUUCCCCAUGUGAGGGGAUUCAGGAAGGAAAUGUCAUAUUCAUCAAUCCUUCUCCAACAGUCUCUGUUGAGGGGAACAAUGAAAGCCUUAUAUAUCCCAGAACCCUAGUCAAAACUACAUUGUACUUUAAAUUUGGCUCUUUCUCAUGUCAUGCCAAUCUGAUGGUUAUAUUGAUGGUAGUGGUAUGUGGAAAAGCUUCUUUCUUUAUUCAUGACACAAGUCAUGUCCUUUUUGACCACUCCACUGCCGUGCCGCACCACUACCUCCUUUUCAUGUGCAGGCUCGUGAGGCCCUCUUAGGGUGGGAAGAGGGUACGUAUGACCCUUGUGUAAAUUUUAAAUGCGGUAGUUUCACAAUUUUGAGUGGAAGGCCAUGUUCCUGUUAGGUAUUUAACCCAUCUUGUGUAUGUCAGUGGUCACCAAUUUUUUCGUCUACUCUCAUGUCACUUUAAAGGGUGUACCUUUUUACCAUGUGCAUUUACUGUACAAAAAAAUAUUGAUUUCUAAACAAAUACUUGUUCUGUCCUUGCUUGUCUUUAUUCAGAAGGAUCAUGUGAUUAUUGCAGUCAAGGAUGCACUAAGCAGAUACACACCUCCAGUUCCAGAAGAAUAUUACAAAGUACAUACAUGUAACACAUUCAGAUGUAGUCAAUUAUUAAUUACUAUACUACAGUACAUACAGUGUGUAUUAUCUUACUAUUAUACUACAUAUGUACAGUACAUGAUACUGAUUAUACUACAAUUACAGUAGAUAUUUUGCUGCUGUCAUUGUUGUAAUUGCUAAAGCUCGCUAAUGUCAAUCAAUCACCCCAAAAAAGUGACAAAUCAGGAUCUGGUUUAGGGCUAGCACUCCAUGAAGGCUUUUGAUUCUUUUCACGGAGGUAAAUUAAUGUUGUCAAUGCAGCUGGUCAAAACAAUUAAUUAUUAUUAACUCUUAUUUGCUCUCUGGUUCAAAUCAAGGUAGAAAUCGUACCAGUCAUAAGGAAGGAGGAAGUGGGUAAUGUUGAGACAGCACUUCGGCUCCAACAUGACAGGUCAGUUUCUUGCAUCUGAGUUUGUUUUAAUCAAUUUUGAUUUGGACACAUCUCGAUACAAUGAAAGAAAACAUUAUGAUUUAACCCAUUCGCUCCUGGGGAUUUUGCCGAAAAACGCGUUUUGAAGCUAGUCGAGUGGUUUUCUGGUCACUGUCGUGCUAUAAAGAGCUAAAACUUACCACAAACCGGUUUACAGGUCGUACACUUGGCGGCCUUCUGAUCCAGAUGCAAAAUAUCAGCUUGCGAAGUUCGGGCAUGCGCAGAAAGCAAAAUUUCGACAUAGUUUUUGGGUUUAAAAGUGACACAGCAGUCUUGACUUUUACUUUUCGCUUUCUCUCUUCCCUUCUUUUUUCGCUUUUCUUGCCUCAUUUUUUUUUCCUCUUGCUGGGCAUUUAGUAGGCUUCAUUUUGGUGGGAAGAGUUUUUAGGAAAGCUUUUAGGAUCUUAGGAUUAGGUGAAAGGAAAGGUAGGUGGGUAAUGGAACAAGAUUUUCAUGGAGAUUUUCAGGUCCUUGUCACGUGGUUUUUUGCUUCUUUCUCCGGUGUCCUUGACUGAAUUGUGCUCAUUCUGGUAUGGUUUGAAAGAUCUCUUCACUCUGCACAAGUUAGCGAAGAAAGUUGUCCUUGACCGUUAAAACUGAUGACGUCACAAAGGGUAGAAAGGACCUGGAUCCGCACGGGCGGUUACGGGCGGUUCAGGGGCGAAUGGGUUAAUCAGGAUAAGAUAGUCUCCCAAGGUUUUCCUAGUUGCUACAUCGUAUUGUAAAAAGCUGUUGAUCCUGACUAAAGAUAAUAAAAAAAUGUAUGACGCUUAAUAUUAUUUUUUUAUUUAGAAGUACAUUAAUAUUAUAGCAAUGAAGGCUGCUAGCAUUGGUGAUAUUACUAAAAGCACAUCAUCAUACACUGUAAACCAUGUGCAUGAUUGUAAAGUCCCAUUUAUUUCCCCCAUCGCAGAAUUACAUGUACAUAUAUUUACUUGAUUAAAUUGAAAGCUACCUCGGAUUUUAAUACACUAACACUACAGUAAAUUUUCACCUUUUGUGAUGUAUGUAUGUAUGUGCAACAACUGUUAUUCCUUUUUUUAGUACCCACCUUAUGGAGUCUUUAACAAUGAGUGUUUGGAAUCACAUGUAUGUUUUCAUAGUACAAUUAAAAAGGCACAAAAUUAUAAAUGUUUAGAGAGACACUUUUGAACUUCCCUUUUCUGUUUUUUGAUUUUACUGUACAAAACGCACCAAUUACUGAUUACGAGUCUUCAUAGCCCAUAACAUCACAGCUCAACUGACAGACGACCAAUAACAUCGCAACGUAAUUGACCGAUCAAUAACCAGAGUACAACUAGUAAUAGUUGACACUAGAGCUGCCCCCGCUCUGUAUAUAGUAUUCUUGCUCCUUGUGUAGCUCUUUGAAAUAUGCCGAUUUAUGAAGAUGUUCACACAUAUUCCAUACAAUAGGUGAGAUAAAUACAGGAAAUAAACGCAAGGUUCCAUGCACAGUUUCGGUUCGAUUUACACAGCUUUGAUCAAAACAUAAUCAUUCUCAGUUUCAAGAAUAGUUUAUUCUAAACCAUAAGAAAAGAUUUAGUUAGAAGUUUUAUUUUUCACUAUUUCUAUUUCACUUUUUACAUUUAGUUCAUUUCAUUUGCCGGAAAGUAAGCCUUAGAAAUUGAAAGGACGUUUGAUCAAUUCACGCUUGCGCAUUCUAGUCUUAUUUUAAACUUUAUAGCGGAAGGACAUCUGUGAGCAGGGAAUAAGUCAGCACAGAAUUUGAUGGUCGGCAAAUUUCUGUAAUCGUCCAUCGUUCUGCUAGUGAUAAGCUAGCCGUUGAAUCAUUCACUCUUCUUAACUUGCUUGUUUGGGGCCGAGUCUUAUUCCGGUCAAAGAAAGAGAAAGAGUGUCUGGCAAGGUUUCCAAUCUUAGUGUUAAAAUAUACACUGUUCUACGCACGUUACAACUUCAUCUGCGCUUAACGAGUGUCUUUUGGUCCAUAACUUUCAUAACAACUGCUCCACAGAAUGUCACUGAUAACACGUAACGCAAAAAGUAUCGAAGUGUGACUGCACAAUUAAUGUCACAAAAUCUAUCAAUUGUAAGCUAUUCCUUUGGGAUUUUUUGUGUUUAUGUCAUCCUAACCAUGUCAUACUUGUGGGCGCAAACAGUAGAAACAACAUCAUUACCUACCGAUUCCUCCCGGCCCCUGUUCAAGCAAAUCGAGAUUUUUCUAUAUUGACUGUAUGACUGUAUAUUUCAACUGUAAGUACUUCCUUAAUAUACGCGCGAGUUACUAGGGUGCCUCUUUGGGAUUUCGCCUUCUGGGCGAAAUCCCUGCAGGGGCAAUAACAUCAACUGGCGUGAUACAACUCACUUUGACUCUGAAGAUGACUACUGCACAGGUUGUUGAAAUGUCAGUCACUGUCAUCAACAAUAGUCCUAUUCAGGACCUACGUUCCCCUGGACGAUCAAACUCCACCUACUGAAAUUGUACAUGUAAUGUCUAUUUUUUUGUGUGUAGAGAUGAUGAGGAGACUACAAAUCGACACAGACCUCACGUUCUUCGAACAUCAGAAUACUGUUGGUGUGACCGAGAAGCUAUAGAUGCCUUCAAUGAAGUGAGUGAACUGACCUGUAACUUGAAACUUGAAGCAUCCAAAGUCUGUUUCACUCUGAACUAGUGAUAUAACAGUCUGCUAACAUGCAAUGAAUCUGUGCAUUUCAUUUAGGCUGGAACUGUGUAUACAUGCAGUUAACAGUCUUCCACUCCAAAGUGAGUCUGGUCAAAUAGAAACUUAAUUUCCCCAUCAGUCUCUUGGGUUGCCUUUCACUUUUUAAAACUUUCAGAAGCCUGUGAUCUUAAAAGUGAAAAGUGGCUAAUUAAUACACUUGUACAUGUAAUAUAAUUAUUACUGGGAAGGAUUUUCUGAAAGUGUCAUUAUGUGAACUUAUCAUUAUAAUUUGCUUUUUACUAUAAGAGCAGAUUGAGCAUAAACACUAGCUACUUUGGCAGCAUAGUUUCAAUUUUCUGCUGACAUUUUCAUAAACCAUUAGCCUCAAAAAAAAUAGCCUGAGAAAAUGGCCAACAAGUUGUGACACCACUGCUCACUGGUCACCUGCGAAAUGACAUCUGACAAACAAGUGCAGAAAUGCCACACUGAUGACGUAUUACUAACUAGAUCUGAGUAAAAGCUUCGGAUUGGGUGAAGCAAAUUUCUCUUGCACAUGGCAUGACCAAUCUAAAGCACUACCUAGAACCCAGUUCUACUCAGUGUGACAUCAGUGUGAAACUUCAAUCUGCACUCGUUCAUGUCAUUUCAAGGGGAAACCAGACUCAAGUAGAUAGGAAACCAGUUUUCUUAGGCUACAAAAUAAUCACCUUUUUUUAAUUUUCUCCAGAUUAUUUAUCUUUUUAAAAGCAAACUUACACAAUUUGGACAUCUUUUAGGGUUUGCCCGCACCCCUUUAUGUUGUGGAAAUUACAGUGUUUCCAUGGAAACCAAAAGUGAAAACAGAGAAAGGUCAACACUGCCCAAAUCUUCACCCAGUGUAUGAGGAUGAAGAAGGGAAAUGUUAUUUUAGACGACAAGCAAGUUUAGUGCAGGUAAAUAUUUGGCUGAUCUCUUAUUUUUAAUUUAUAAUUAUUUUGAUAUAAGCAAAAAAAAAAUAACAAUAAUAAUAAAUUACUCAAGCAUCUCUCUCAUAUUGGUUCGAGGCCUUUGCCUCAAACUUCUUUCAGGAAUGCUGGCUCUUAAUAAACAUUUCUAAAAGGCUAAAGAAUUCAGCCAUAAGCUACAUCUACGUGUAGCCAUAAACCUUUUUUGUGAUUAACAUCUUUGUUAAUGGACUAAAUAUAACAUUGUGCACUUUUUAUCUUCAUUUUUCAGUAUUCAGUGCAAGAAGUAGUGGAACUUACAAAGCAAGAAGUUCACAACCAUUUUAAACCGUUAUUUUCAAGGUAAAAUAUGAAUGUAAAUCUAGCAUUUUGUUGAUUGGGCAUAAAAAUUAGUAAUAAUAAAUUAUUAUCAAAUACAUAAUAGAUGCAUACAGUGUUUAAGCUGCCACAAGAAUUGACUCAUAAGUUUGAAACACACAUUUGCAUGUACAGUGUACUGGCACACUGUAAAAUCAAUCUUUUUUCACUGAUUUCAUACUAUAAAAUUGUAAAUGCUGAUUGCUUUCACUAGUUACUUUGUAUGUUUCUUUCUUCAUUUUUAGCAUCAAAGAAGAGAUGAAGAUGAUUAAAGAACACUAUUUCUCUCUGUACAAUCACAUAGAAGGCAGUUAACAUAAAGUUUCAUUUUAGUUUAGUUAUUAUAACAGCUUUGCAGUUGGUAUAAUAAUUAUUAUUGUACAUAGUAUUUUUCAGAGUUAUAUCCAUGCAGGAUACAGUUGCACUCAGUCCCUAAUGAACAAGCAUGUUAGGUGCGACUAUGCCUGCUUGCAUUUUGGCUCAUUCUCUCUUCAGUAUUGCUAGGCCUUGACCUGACUGAUAGUAAAGGGACUGCUCACAGUGCAGUAUGAACACACCUGUAUAGUUUUGAUGUAUUUAAAAUUAAGGUGGAGCACCAAGAUUACUGGUAAAGCCAUUUUUGAUAAGGCCCUC
Molecule: messenger RNA, 7439 nt
Organism: Porites evermanni
Lineage: Eukaryota; Metazoa; Cnidaria; Anthozoa; Scleractinia; Poritidae
Source: the annotation of a GenBank genome assembly